AAUCGACAAGUUGACCCCGCGGUGUUCUAUUGUUGCUUUCGUAGGAACGAGAGGAACGCAUUUGCCGCCCCAGCUGCUUUUUCGCUGCUUCCCGUCAGCUCUCCACUCGCGAAGAUCAAGGCUUACUACUGUACAACCCAAAGCACUUUUACUCUCCAACCGCAACAUAAUGUCUGACUGGGAAAACGAAGACGAGGACGUGGGUACGCCGGUCAUUUCCGUUGCCGCCAAGGGUGCCUGGGACGACGAGGACGCCUCCGACGACGACGUGAAAGACGCAUGGGACGCCUCAGACGAGGAGGGAGAGAAGACCGCUGAGCAAAAGAGCUCAUCAACGUCAGCCGCAGCACCGAAGAAGAAGAAGACUUUGGCCCAAAAAAUUGCGGAGAGAAAGGAGGAAGAGGAGAGGAAACGGGCAGAAUUUGCUCAAAAGCAAGCGAAAUCGACCGCAGAUGACGACGAAUAUCCGGACGAAACGCCAGAGGAGAGGAAAGCUCGCCUCCAGCAGGCCGUCGUUGAGGCUGAUUUGCAGAACGCCAAAGAUCUAUUCGGUGCUGUUCCUGCAGGCCAACCUGCCGCGAGCAACUCAAAACUAGAAACUAUGAACCCUACGACGAAGUUGGACUUUGACGAAUACCUCAAGGAAGUCAAUGAGAAGUUCUCUACAUUCGAGUCCAAGGCCCAGUAUUCCUACUUCGUCGAGUCCCUUGUCCGAUCGCUCCUCGUGCCCCUGAAUCUCGAGGACACGAGGCGGAUCUCGUCUUCUGUGACAGCCAUGAUCAACGAGAAGCAAAAGGCCCAAAAGACAGUUGGGGGCAAGAAGAAGGCGCGGAAGAAGGCGGCGCUGAAGUCUGGACCGGGAGCUGAAGGAGGAAUAGAUACCACGAAUUACGAUGAUGUCUAUGACGAUUACGAAGACUUUAUGUAAAUCAUGGACACCCGUUUUCUGGAACAUAGGAGGGGCUGUCCCGGCGUAUCGUGAAGAUUUCCAGACACGUUCUUCGUAUAGUCUCCCUAUCACAUCUCAUAGAUAUACUUAUUUCACCAUCUCGAAGUCAUCUUCCCAUGCUUUCAUGUUCAUUCUACCUCAAUCUCACCCACUCCAUUGUUUCUGUGUGACCAUUUAAUCAGCUUUCGAAUGACCGAGAAACUACGUUGAAAUACUUUUUCAUUCA
Messenger RNA from Fimicolochytrium jonesii, 1175 nucleotides. RefSeq names its product eukaryotic translation initiation factor 3 subunit J. The transcript has 5 exons. The record is from RefSeq and is a predicted model, not a curated record. Lineage: Eukaryota; Fungi; Chytridiomycota; Chytridiomycetes; Spizellomycetales; Powellomycetaceae. Gene Ontology annotation, molecular function: translation initiation factor activity. Bases 170 to 928 code for a protein of 252 amino acids. Gene Ontology annotation, cellular component: cytoplasm; eukaryotic translation initiation factor 3 complex.